GCGUACAACAUCAACAACAUCAUAAUCAUCAAAAUCUCCACUUGAUGUACUCCAUUCGAUAAUUCUACACAUUCGACUUUAAAAGAAUUUUUUACAAUAAUUUUCGUUACAAUUUCACGUACAUGGAUACUCUAGCGACCUCACCAACAAAUUGCGGCGUAAAAGUAAAUUUAUUAAUUAAAAACAACAACAACAACGUUUAUAUAUGAAUCUCUGGCAACGCAGAACAAAAACCACAAAUUGUGUGCAACAACAACAGCAAAAGUGUAAUAUUUAAAAUAAAAAAACGCAACAAUAGUAAUAAACAACAAAUGCAAAAAUAAAUAAAAAAACAACAACUACAACAACCAUAAAAGUUGAAAUGGACUCGUCGCCGCAAUUGUAUAAAAUAAAUUCCAAAUGUCUUCCGGAAUAAAUUGUCGUGAAAUUUUCGUAUUUUUGGAAAUCUUAAUUUGGAACCAAAGGGAUCAUCAGAAGAAGAGAAAUCAUAGUCAACAACAACAACAACAACAGCAGCAGCGACACAGCAACAAUAAUAAUGAUAGUGACCAGCAACAAAAGCAACAGCAGCAACAACAGCAAAACAACGCAGUGAAAGUGUUAAAGUGUAAUACUAAUAAUCGUACCAACAACAACAACAAUAAUAAUAAUAACAUACACAAAACCUAUAGCAACAAUAGCAGCAAUAGCAGUAACAACAGCAACAACAGCGGUGUCGUGAGCGGUAGUCAAAGUAGCAGCAGCAACUGUAACAACAAAAACAGCUGCAGCAACAAUAACAAAAGCCAAAAAAUCACCAAUUACACGCAUAGUGCUGGUCAUCGUCAGCAACAACAACAGCAACAACAAACGCAUUUACAAUAUUUCCAACAGCAGCAGCUGAACAACGCCAAAUGUAAUAACAUCAGCAACCGUAACAACAAAAACAACAGCAAUACACAUUCGAACCACUUGAAAUUGUUGCAAAAUCAAAUGAAAAUCGCACGCAAAGUCUGCACCAGCAGCGGCCAACAGUAACAGCAGCGCGCU
Molecule: messenger RNA, 1029 nt
Organism: Bactrocera neohumeralis
Lineage: Eukaryota; Metazoa; Arthropoda; Insecta; Diptera; Tephritidae
Product: myb-like protein M
Exons: 2
Coding region: 400-1017 (205 amino acids)
Source: RefSeq, a predicted model, not a curated record